Lachancea thermotolerans CBS 6340 is the source of this 2367-nucleotide messenger RNA. It is a transcript of the gene PAH1, whose product is annotated as phosphatidate phosphatase PAH1. The record is from RefSeq and is a predicted model, not a curated record. The coding region runs from base 1 to 2367 and encodes 788 amino acids. Lineage: Eukaryota; Fungi; Ascomycota; Saccharomycetes; Saccharomycetales; Saccharomycetaceae. Gene Ontology annotation, molecular function: phosphatidate phosphatase activity. Gene Ontology annotation, cellular component: nucleus. Gene Ontology annotation, biological process: triglyceride biosynthetic process; fatty acid catabolic process. The transcript has a single exon.
AUGCAGUACGUUGGAAGGGCCAUAGGAUCUGUGUCGAAAACGUGGUCUUCCAUAAAUCCAGCUACACUCUCCGGUGCGAUUGACGUCGUAGUUGUCGAACAUCCUGACGGUCGACUAGCCUGCUCACCCUUCCAUGUGAGAUUUGGGAAGUUCCAAAUAUUGAAGCCCUCUCAAAAAAAGGUUCUGGUAUCUGUAAAUGGCCAACCCACAAAUAUUCCUAUGAAGCUUGGGGAUUCCGGCGAAGCCUACUUUGUUUUCGAAACGGAGGGAGAUAUGGGGACAAUACCUGAUGAGCUCAUCUCCUCGCCGGUGGUCAGCGCCGCAAGCAGUCCAUCUGCUUCACCCAAUACGAAUAGCAAAUCGCAGAGCGAAACGAACUUAGAAGAACCAGACUUCCUAGAUAUUGGUAAACCAGCUCAAGGUGAGGUGGCCCCUCCUUCGACGCCUCCCCCACCACGGCGCCCCUCGAUAUUCGAAGAACGAGCUAGAAAGCUUAAUGAGAAGCUGCAUGAAAAGCAAAUUCCAAGUAAAUUUGAUAUGAAUGGCGAUUUACUACUCGAUAUCGAGGGGUACAAGCCCAGUAAAGAUAGAGUUCACACCACUGAUGAAAUGCUGAAGCAAUUGUUACGUGAUGAAUUGGGGACUGAAUUUGAUAUUUCUACAUUUGUGAAAGAAGACCACAAUGGAAACAUGAGAAUAAUGAACCCCGGGGAGUCCAAUCACCUGCACUCACCUUUAUGUUCCCCACGUACAUUAGCAAGUGACGACUUUGAUAAUACCGUGUCAGGCAUUUCGGAGUCAUCUUCCCAAACUGAUGUGACUACUUCAACUGAGCGCGACUCACGAGAAUCUCUCGGGAAGGCGAAUUCAGCUGUUUCCGAGAAGAAUUACAUCAAGACCAUCCGGCUAACUUCUGAGCAGCUGCAGUGCCUGGAGUUGAAGUAUGGUGAAAACGACCUUUCGUUUUCCGUGGAUAACAGUAGGGCAGUCGUCACUGCCAAGCUAUUUUUAUGGCGCUGGGAUGUUCCACUAGUUAUUUCCGAUAUUGAUGGAACAAUAACAAAGUCAGAUGCAUUGGGGCAUGUGCUUACGAUGAUUGGUAGGGAUUGGACGCACCUCGGAGUUGCUCAACUCUUUACUCAAAUUAAACGGAAUGGUUACAACGUAGUUUACCUUACAGCAAGAAGCGCGGGGCAAGCAGACUCAACGAGAAGCUACCUUAGGAGUAUUGUUCAGGACGGUUUCAAGCUGCCGAGAGGCCCUGUCAUCCUUUCUCCGGACAGAACCAUGGCAGCUUUGAGAAGGGAAGUGAUUCUGAAAAAGCCAGAGGUGUUUAAAAUCGCGUGCUUGAACGACUUGCGCAACCUUUACGUGGGCGAGUUUGACUCGGGAGAAAAAGCAGAUGAUGAUAGGAAAGACGAGCUCCCGACACCUUUUAUGGCUGGCUUUGGGAACAGAAUUACUGAUGCCUUAGCGUAUAGGACAGUGGGGAUUCCAAGCUCUCGUAUCUUUACCAUAAAUCCCGAUGGAGAAGUCCAUAUGGAACUUUUGGAGCUCGCUGGAUAUCGAAGCUCCUACAUUCACAUAAAUGAGCUUGUGGACCACUUUUUUCCUCCUGUGGGACUAAACUAUGUCAACUGUGCGGACGACCACAGAAGUCUAUCACCUACUCCGGGGUCUCCCGUUGGAACUAUGACAGAGGAGCGGUCUUUUCAUAGGCCACAGGACGUUAAGUUUACGGACGUAAACUUUUGGCGAGACCCCAUUCCCUCUCUAGCUGACGUCUCAGACUUGAGCAGCCUCGAAUCAGAAGAUACGCGCGAUCCUCUUGAUUCUAGCAGUCGUGGCAAGGCUCCCUCUGAGGGCUGGGAUGUCAAGAGUUCCAAAAGCGACAGUUUGGAGACGGACGCCCCCUCGACACCGCAGAGUGCAAGAAGUGCUGGGCACCCCUCCAGUGCUUCAAAAAAUAUUGGGAAGCAGAUGUACCUUGAACUCGGAUCACCUCUAGCGUCGCCCAAGCUUCGCUAUAUUGAUUCCAAAAAAGCCGAAGACAAGAUGAAAUCUCUCGCAAUCUCCAGCCCGCCCAAAGCAAGCACACAAACAUCGACAUUCAGUGUGUUCAACGAUGGAUCUAUGCACGAUCCUAAAGAUACAGACGCUAAGUUUGCUCCGCCGGGUCGCUCAAUGAACCACCAAGAAACCUCAGACGACGAAUUUGACGAAGACGAAUUCGACUACGAGCCUUGCUCAAGCGGGGUAUCAGACCAUGAUGUUAACGAAAAUAGCGAACUUGACGAUGCCAACGAUAAUCUCACGGGAAAUGAGGUCAACGAUGAUGAGUUUGAUGAAGAUGAGUUCGACCAGUGA